This is a messenger RNA of Apodemus sylvaticus (European woodmouse), 620 nucleotides long. RefSeq names its product synuclein beta (gene Sncb). The record is from RefSeq and is a predicted model, not a curated record. Gene Ontology annotation, cellular component: cytoplasm; axon terminus; neuronal cell body. The coding region runs from base 1 to 405 and encodes 134 amino acids. Gene Ontology annotation, molecular function: cuprous ion binding. NCBI's taxonomy places the organism in Eukaryota, Metazoa, Chordata, Mammalia, Rodentia, Muridae. Gene Ontology annotation, biological process: synapse organization; synaptic vesicle endocytosis; chemical synaptic transmission. The transcript has 5 exons.
AUGGACGUGUUCAUGAAGGGCCUGUCCAUGGCCAAGGAGGGCGUUGUGGCUGCAGCUGAGAAAACCAAGCAGGGGGUCACCGAGGCAGCAGAAAAGACCAAGGAAGGCGUCCUCUAUGUCGGAAGCAAGACCAAAGAGGGAGUGGUACAAGGUGUGGCCUCAGUGGCUGAGAAAACCAAGGAGCAGGCAUCCCAUCUGGGAGGAGCUGUGUUCUCUGGGGCUGGGAACAUUGCGGCAGCCACCGGCCUGGUGAAGAAGGAGGAGUUCCCCACAGACCUGAAGCCAGAGGAGGUGGCCCAAGAAGCCGCAGAGGAGCCCUUGAUUGAGCCUCUGAUGGAACCUGAAGGGGAAAGUUAUGAGGACUCACCCCAGGAGGAAUAUCAGGAAUACGAGCCAGAGGCGUAAGGGUCCAGGAGGGCCCCGCACCAGCAGCACAAUUCCUUCCCUUUCCUUGCCCCACUCCUCACCCCCCAGAGCCAGGGCUGUCCUUCUACCUUUUCCCCCCAAACACGAGAUCUUCCUUCGGCUCCGAGGCACUUCCUCAGGGCCUGUGUUAGUGUCUGCCCUGCCCUUCCGUCUGUCCUACCUGCCCGCGUUCAUCCCUGAGACGUGAACUGGAG